Messenger RNA from Exaiptasia diaphana, 2962 nucleotides. RefSeq names its product organic cation transporter protein. Gene Ontology annotation, molecular function: transmembrane transporter activity. Gene Ontology annotation, cellular component: membrane. Bases 16 to 2685 code for a protein of 889 amino acids. NCBI's taxonomy places the organism in Eukaryota, Metazoa, Cnidaria, Anthozoa, Actiniaria, Aiptasiidae. The transcript has 16 exons. Gene Ontology annotation, biological process: transmembrane transport. The record is from RefSeq and is a predicted model, not a curated record.
UAUGUCACUGCUUUAAUGCAAUCAAGCUUUUACAUGGGAAUGCUGUGUGGCUCCAUCGUUGGAGGAUGGGUUGCUGAUAGAUUUGGAAGAAAGAAAUGCAUGUUUGGAAGCUUGUUUCUGGUGGCAACUUUUUCUCUCUGUUCUGCGUUUGUUGAUUCACCAAUUGCAGUGAUCAUUUUGCGUUUUUGUGGCGGCCUUGGCCAGGUUUCUGUUAUGUUAUCAAGUUUUGCGUUAUCCAUUGAGAUUGUUGGACAAACCAAAAGAACCUUUGCUGGUGUGGCCACGUCGCUUCUCUAUAAAGUCGGAGGAGCAAUAGAUGUAACGAUUGCAUACCUCCUCCCUUACUGGCGACACACGGUCAUUGCUGGUUCUAUACCUGGAUUCCUCUUCCUGCCAUUCUACCUGAUUCUUCCAGAAUCACCGCGUUGGCUUGUAACUCAAGGUCGAUUGGAUGAGGCUCAAACCAUCCUCGAAAAGUUUGGUGGCAAAAAGGAUAAGCCUGUAGACAAGCAACAACUGAGAUCCACGUUAGAGAAAGUCAGGAACGCUCAGCUUGCAAAACAGAAAGUCCGUCAAAAUUUUCAUGUCAUCGAUUUAUUCAAGACACCAAGACUUCGACGUUACAGUCUCGUCAUAGGAUUCAGUUGGUUUGUCGUGGCUUUAUUGUUCAUUGCUAUGCGUCUGUAUGUGACAAGGCUSUAUGGCGAUAUUUUCAUCAACGUACUUAUCAUGACUCUUGCUGAUAUUCCUGCAAUUCUUUCAAUGUGGAUCUUGGUAGCUCGUUUYGGCCGUCGUAUUUCCUUCACUGGUUUGAUGUGCUUGGGUGCAGUCGCUCUUACAAGCAUGCCAUUUAUUCCCAAAGAUGUGCCUGAAGUAAGGACUGCAUUAGCAAUAAUUGGCAAAGCUGUGAUGGGAUGUCAGUUCACCCUCGUCGGCAUGUGGACAUCAGAGCUGUUUCCAACCGUUGUCAGGAAUCUGUCACUUGGUUUUGCAAAUUUCUCAGCUCGGAUUGGCGCCAUAUUAUCUCCAUUCAUUGUUAUUAUGKCUCAACUGCACGGAGUAUCCAUGAYCGUACCAUUCURCAUAUUUGGAGGUUUGGGUAUUUCUUCAGCAUUACUGGCGUUACUUUUACCUGAAACGUUAUUUGCUAACAUGGAACAGACCAUUGAAGCAGCGGAAGAGGCUCAGUUAGACUAUAGCAACAUGGAGAAAGAAGAUGGAAGCAACAGAGAGGAUACUUUUGACGAUGUUUUCAGCCAAAUCAAGUCGUUUGGUCGAUAUCAACACUGCGUUUAUUGGUUCAUCACUGCCAUGAAAAUCCCAAUGGCAGUACAGUUUGGGUCCAUGAUUUUUAGUUAUGGAACUCAAAAGUUCAAGUGCGAUUCAUCGAAUGUGACAUGUCCGUUAAGCAAAUGUUGCAACAACUGCACAUCAUAUUCAUUUGAUCAGAAAUACGUUAGUGCCGUAUCAGAGUGGGGUCUCAUCUGUGACCGAGCAUAUGUCACUGCUUUCAUGCAAUCAAGCUUUUACAUGGGAAUGCUGUGUGGCUCCAUCGUUGGAGGAUGGGUUGCUGAUAGAUUCGGAAGAAAGAAAUGUAUGUUUGGAAGCCUGUUUCUGAUGGCAGCUUUUUCUCUCUGUGGUGCUUUUGUUAAUUCACCAAUUGCAGUGAUCAUUGUUCGUUUUUGUGUUGGCAAUGGAAUAGCUUCUACUAUGGUAUCACACUAUGCGCUGUCCAUUGAGCUCGUUGGACCAACAAAAAGAACCUUUGCUGGUGUGGCCACUGGGCUUUUCUGGAAUGUCGGAGGAGCAAUAGAUGUAACGAUUGCAUACCUCCUCCCUUACUGGCGACACACAGUCAUUGCUGGUUCUAUACCUGGAUUCCUCUUCCUGCCAUUCUACCUGAUUCUUCCAGAAUCACCGCGUUGGCUUGUAACUCAAGGUCGAUUGGAUGAGGCUCAAACCAUCCUCGAAAAGUUUGGUGGCAAAAAGGAUAAGCCUGUAGACAAGCAACAACUGAGAUCCACGUUAGAGAAAGUCAGGAACGCUCAGCUUCAACAACAGAAAGUCCGUCAAAAUUUUCACAUCAUCGAUUUAUUCAAGACACCGAGACUGCGACGUUUCAGUCUCGUCAUAGGAUUCAUGGAACUGWCUAUGCCUUGCUUUUUCAGUUUCGGCCGUCGUUUUUCCUUCACUGGUUWUAUGUGCUUGGCUGCAGUCGCUCUUACAAURCUACCAUUUAUUCCCAAAGAUGUGCCUGAGGUAAGGACGGCAUUAGCAAUGAUAGGCAAAGCUGUGAUGGGAUGUCAGUUCACCCUCAUCGAGAUGUGGACGUCAGAGCUGUUUCCAACCGUUGUCAGGAAUCUAUCACUUGGUUUUACAAAUUGCUCAGCUCGGAUUGGCGCCAUAUUAUCUCCAUUCUUUGUUAUGAUGGCUCAACUUCCUGGYGUUUCCCUGAUCGUACCAUUCUGUAUAUUUGGAUUGUUGGGUAUUACAUCAGCUCUCAGCGCGUUACUUUUACCAGAAACGUUAUUUGCUAACAUGGAACAGACCAUUGAAGCUACAGAAGAGGCUCGGUUAGACUACAGCGUGCCUUGUUGUGGAAAACACCGCAGCAAAAUGGAACGAGAGAAGCACGAUGAAAAUGGGCGAAAACAACAUGAUGAAAUCGAAACAACUAAACUUUAAAUAGUCUUCUUCACAGUUCACUGCGCAAUCUUGAAAGGYAGUUGUGCCUUUGCAUCAAAGCGAGGCGACCGUUGAGCGUGCAAUGAUAGAAAUCUUCUUUCAUACUUACAGACAAUUCAUUAUUCACAGAUAUAAUCUAUCAUUGCACGCUCAAAGGUUGUCUUGCUGCGAUGUAAAGGCACGGCUACCUUUCAAGAUGGCGCAGGGAACAGUGAAGAAGACUAUUGUACUGUGACAGUUCAAGGAUAAUUAACAGUUUAAUUAAAGUGUUAAUAGU